GUCACCUGAUACGUCAGAAGGUCAAAUUUGGGUUUCUUCUUUUUUCCCAGAUUACUACGAGAAUGAUUUAACAUUUUGUAUUUGUGAAUAGGUUGGAUAUAAGUGACUAGAGUAAUAUGACUAAAGCAAGUCGGUUAAUUGUUAUUAGGGGUGUGGUAUGGUAUAUCAUCAGUUGACUUUGGUACUAAUCAUAAUACUAAAACUACUGAUGGUUUUGUAAUGAGAAUAGCCAAGUUAACAUCGGCAUCUUAUAGAAUACAACGUCAACAAGACAAGAAUGGAAGCUGUCAUGUUAUAAGUGAUGUAUUUGCUAAACCUGUAUGUGAAAAGGAUAUAUCUGGUGAUUUCCUGUCAACUAGUGGUUCAAGUAUGAUGACUCAAUGGACUAUGUUAAAAAUUCUACAUUACACUGAGAAUGAGUUAAUAUUAUACUGGUGUACGAGAGAGAAUGAGGGAGGAUCAUGUGAGAUCGAAGGUGUACGUGUUGAUUUGUUGAGUAGAUCACCAACCUAUAAACCCUCUAGUAACAUCAAUAUUGAAGAAAAACUCAACAUGGUUUGUUUAGAAAGUAAAAAUCUGAUAGAUGUUGAAUCUUCACUUCAUUCUGCAUGCCAUCCAGAAACCUUACCUCCACCACCAUCUCCACCACCUGUAAUGCCCGUCUCUUCCUGUGCAGUAGAUGUUCUACCUAAAACCAAUGUUGACAUAGAAAGGAUAGCAGGGUAUUGGUAUGAAGUAGCAAGUCCACCACCAGAACCAUUGUUUCCACUCAGAAAUAUGGUUCUUUAUUAUCACCCAGUUGGUACACAACAUAUUAAAAUGAUUAUCAGUGGUCAAGGACCCGAUGGCAAAUGUAAAGGACCAUUAUAUGGUGAUUUUAAAGUCCGAUGUACAGAUAAACCUGAUGGUAGAUUUUUAGGAAGAUUAAACAAGACAGGAUUGUGGACAUGGACUACUAUGCAGAUAAUGUAUACAGAUUACGACCAUGUGGCUAUUGCCUAUUCUUGUAUGAAUGAAAGGGAAGAUGGCAGCUGUAAUCCUGCGUCUGCCAAAGCACAUAUUCUGAGUCGUCAGACAACCUUAGAUGAGACAAGACGUACACGAAUGAAUGGAAUUAUUUUAUCUGCUUGUUUAUCUCCCUUGAAUGAUCAUAUCCAUGAUGGUAUCUGUAAAUCAAAAGUAGCCGAGGGAUUGGAAAUGUUGAAACAAAAAGUGAAUGCUGCACCAGCCUAAAAUAUUAAUACCUAUAUAUAUCUCAGGUAUGCUCCAUAUAAUGUGGUGGACAAAAUACAGACCAAUUUAUUAUCAAAAUGUUUGAAAAUGUGCCAAAUAUUCAUGUAAAUAUUACAUCAUAUCAUUAUAUGUCCGUAGCUUAUCUAAAUAAAAUAUAAUCUUUCAA
Messenger RNA from Patella vulgata (common limpet), 1399 nucleotides. RefSeq lists its product as uncharacterized. Gene Ontology annotation, molecular function: retinol transmembrane transporter activity; retinoid binding. The record is from RefSeq and is a predicted model, not a curated record. NCBI's taxonomy places the organism in Eukaryota, Metazoa, Mollusca, Gastropoda, Patellidae. Bases 220 to 1233 code for a protein of 337 amino acids. The transcript is spliced from 10 exons.